Eriocheir sinensis (Chinese mitten crab) is the source of this 2033-nucleotide messenger RNA. Its product is annotated as protein sidekick-1-like. Gene Ontology annotation, molecular function: protein binding. The record is from RefSeq and is a predicted model, not a curated record. Lineage: Eukaryota; Metazoa; Arthropoda; Malacostraca; Decapoda; Varunidae.
AUCCGCUGGUGCAUGGUCUCCCGGGACGGCCCUGCCACGUAGUCGCCUUUCUGCAGGACACCGAAGUCGACGUGCGCCCAUCCACACUCCUUCUGCCGCGCCCCAAAGGCAAAGACUGAGUCGUGCAGAGCCGCAAGAGUGUGCUGACGAGCCGGGCAGCGAUGGCUGGCAGGGGUCUGGUGCCGCUCCUGUGUCUGUCUCCAUUUCAGUUCCUUCCUCCUUCCUUCUUUCUUGCUUUUAUCCUUCCUUCCUUCGGUCACCUCCCUGCUGAAAGCGUUUCGCUGGCAUCAAGGUCUGUGGAUGCCAUCCCUCUCCAAAAGAGGCUGCUGUUAUCUCGGAGAUUUUUUUAUGUGUUCCUCGUCAUCGCGCUCGAGGCGUCUUCAUCAUCUUCAAGAUAUACAUCGACUCAUCGCAAUGGCCUCUCUUCUUCUUGGUCACCCUCUCUUCACUCACGAGUCAACGGAUCUACGAUAAAAAAAUACAAGAUGAAAAGAGAGUCACCCAAUGCAUCAGGACACCCCGGGCUGCCACGCUUCAAGAACCCGCCACGUGUGGACUUCAUCAAUGCAAACAGUGCGAAGGUGUUUAUCUACAAGUGGGAGAAACAAUUUGACAUUGGUGAAAUGCCCACUGAAAGCCAGCUGUCCUACGUGCUGCAGUUUUGGGAAGAUGGGAGGAGGCUCGCUGACGAGAACAAAACAUUUGAAGGGGAAACAUACACGUUCUCUGGCCUGACACCAGGCACGAUGUACACGUUCUCUGACAUAAAAGCGAACACGAUGUACACGUUCUCUGGCCUGACACCGAACACAAGUUACCACGUCCAGGCGCUGGUGAAGGUGACGGUGGGCGGCAAGACCUGCACGGCUGACGGGGAGGAGGUGAAGGCCAUGAACUUCACCACUAUUUGUCCAGUGCCGCCGGAGCCUGAAGGACUGUCAUCCACCAGUAACUCCAGCAGCAGUAUUAGUGUUAAUUGGACGGCUGUGAGCUACCCCCGGCGGUGUGAUCUUCAGUACUGGCUAGAACUGUGGGAGAAAAGGAACAACAGUUAUUGUCAUAUUGCAAAUCAUGUGACAAAGGAGGUGUAUUAUGAUAUUGACAACCUGCAGGCCUACACUAACUACCGUGUCAGAAUUUAUGCAAUGGGAGGCGGGGAUGAUUCUCCAAAAACCAGGUGGAGCAAUGUGAAAACACUUCCUGACAAACCUGGGAAAGUGACCAGUCUGCGAACGGAGGUGGCAAACGAGAGUUCUCUGCUGGUGACUUGGGAUAACCCUAGUGACAACCCCCGUAAAGGAGAGCUCGAGUCCUUCAAAGUGUCCUGGGUAGGUCAAGGACUGACCACAGGAUGGAAACAGCAAACAGUGGGACUAGAGAAAAAAUAUCUUAUAAACAACCUUAAAGCCAACACUUCAUACACCAUCAAGGUUCAAGGGAAGAACAGAGGAGUGGCAGAGUUCGGUGAUGAGUCUACAGUGAUGGCCACCACCAUACUGGGAGUCGUGGGACUAAACGCCACUGUGUCGUGGCUCACCGUGUCGUGGCAAACACCUAAGAUCGACACGGGUAUUACCACCUUCUACAACGUUUCCCUCCGUCGCGCAAACAGCUCCACCGACAGCCCUCAAUGGAACAAAAUCGCAAACAUAACAACGGCUCAGUUCGAUGGCCUGGAAGCCGGAGCGAAAUACACAGCUCAAGUGCGGGCGUGCAACAACGAGGGCUGUGGAAAGACAUUGGUGGGUGACGUCUGGACUCGCCCCGCCCCCCCACGCUUCCUGGAAGAGGAAGUGGACCUUGGGGAGCCCACUGGAUCCACCAUUACCAUUCAGCUGCCCCUCCUCGCCAACCCCCCCGGGUCGCACUACGUGAUGGUGCAGCAGGAUGGGACAGGGGUGCCGCAAAGGAACUUGGAGCAGAACCUCAUGAAUAUAGCGCUCGCCCUCGUGGAUAGCGAGGAAAAAAACACAACUAGCAAGAGCAGUUCAGUUGACUCUCCGAAAAUGUACAUUGCGGCCAAGCUGCAGCAG